This is a messenger RNA of Schistosoma turkestanicum, 7119 nucleotides long. NCBI's taxonomy places the organism in Eukaryota, Metazoa, Platyhelminthes, Trematoda, Strigeidida, Schistosomatidae. The record is from the annotation of a GenBank genome assembly.
AUGCAACCAGCAUAUUUAGAACCUUUGGGUUCGAUUAAUUUUUCAAAAUUCAAAAUCGAUACAUUAUCAUCUACAACAACAACAAAGAAUACAACACAAAUUGUCUUUAGUUCAUCUUCUGCAACUGUAUGCUUAUAUGAUAUACAUAAACUUGAAUGUUUUCGUGAAAGUCCCAAUUGGUCACAUCAAUUUACAUGGACACCGAUUUUAGAUUUAAAAUAUAUAUUGGAUACUUUAAUAGACACUACAAAUGAUUUAUAUAAUUGGCAUAUACAGAAAGUUCUAUUUGUAAAUACUUCAACUACAGCAAGACAAUCUUUAAUAGCAAUUCUUGUAAAUAUCAGCCAGAAUCGUUCACUUGUUUGUUUUUUUCGUUCAUUAACUACAGCAAAAUGUAAUAUAAUUAUUUUAGUACAUGGAAUAAUCACAUCACUGGAAUGGUUACCUGUUAUUGAUAUAGGUUGUAAACCAAUGGAAUCAUAUUCAGUUGAAUGUACUAUGGAUAUGAUGGAACAGGAUAUUUCUAAAGUUAUAAAUAACAAAACUUUAAGUUCUGUUUUAUCAAUUUUUGAUGGUUGUUUUGCUUUGGGCUUUCAACAAGGACCUGUAGGUUUAUUAGAUAUGUGUCUAACACAUACUCGUAAUGAUUUAUUAAAUUGUCAACUUGAAACAUCAAUUGCAGUGGAAAGAUCUUAUUGUUUAACUUGUUAUUCACGUCAUCAACCAAUAUCUCAACUAUCUAACAAUAAUAAUAAUAAUAAUAAUAAUAAUAAUCUAAAACAUUCUCUAGUCUAUCUUGAUGAAUCCGUUAUACGAUGGAAUGAUUUCACGUAUAAAUCUGUCAGUGGUAAAACAUUAUGUUCAAUUCCAUCGGCUAGUGUUCAUGUGUCAGCUUUAAGUUAUAUUCCACAGCUACAAGGUCUUGCUGUUGGUUUCAGUUUUGGUGGUUGGCAAUUAUGGUCAUUAGAUCGAUUAAAUAUGGAAUUUUGUUUACGACAAGCGACACCAGCUACACCUGUGGUUAGUUUCAAUUUUCUUGAACCAUCGGAUGAUCCACGUUUUUGUUGUUUCAUUUGGGUUGGUUGGCAAUCGAAACAACCGACUCAAAAUGUUGAUGGUGGUGGUGGUGGUGUGUUUAAAUUUACUGGAAAACAGAAUUCCACCGGGAAUUUUCAAUGUCCAACAAUUAAAUUAUUUCAAUUAUCCUACAGACAUCGUUAUGAAUUAGUUUCAAAUAAACAUAAAGAAUUCAAUUUUUAUUAUCAGGAUUUAAUUGGUAUCGCUGAACGUUUAUCUACAACAUUGUCUGGUGAUAAAAUUGACGAGCACACGUCGUCGUCAUAUACAUCAAGUUUAUUGUCGGUACAAUCACUUCAUGCACCGAGUGAUUUUAUCAUGGAUUAUCAACAACAGCAUCAUUCUAAUAAUACUAGUCCUACUACUCCCACUACUCCUACUCAUUCUACUACUACUACUAAUACUACUGAUACUACCACUAAUACUACUGCUGUGACUACUUCGACUACUACUACUAUCACGAAUAACAGCAAUGAUAAUGCCAAGAGUAGUAAUAAUAAUAAUAAUCAUUCUGUUGGAAUGAUGAUACGUUUAAUUGCUUUUAUAUGGAAAUUUACUGAUUCUGUGAUACGUAUUGGUUUAUUCGAUUUGGAUCGAUGGUAUCAUGCACAAAUGCCAACUUAUAUCAGAUCAGAUGAUACAUUUGUUGCUAUUUUCGAUGCAUUAAUACCAAAUCAAAAAGUACAAUUAUUACACACAUAUAUCAUUGAAUCAAGUUUAAUGUCUUUUUGGAGUCGUAUAGUACGUCGUGAAUCCAAUUACAUUAAAUCUUGUCAAUCUUAUCGUGUAUUAUCAAAUGCGAAUUUCAAAUUAACCAAAAAUUCUCAACAUCCUUCUCACCGUGCUCGACCUCGUCGUCGUCGUCAUCGUCAUCCUCCUCAUCCUAAUCGAUUGGGUGGAAAUCAUCAGCCGAGACAACCGCGUCCAAUACCGGAAGUAUUUCUUUAUCCAUCCUCUUUAUCAUUCCACUGUCUACUAUUUUGGACUAAUGAUACCUCUAAUAAUUCUACAUUCAAUUUUUCUCUAACACAACAAUCGUACAAUUCAACACCCAAAUAUUAUAAUUGUUUAUAUAAUUUAAGUCGUGCCAUAUUUGUAUCACGUCAAGAACAAUGUUUAAUGUCAGUAGUGCUGCAGCAGAACAGCUGUAGCUCUCCAACCAAUUUAAUCAAUAUUAAUAAAAAAUUCAAUCUUAUCCAAUGGUUAACCAACGCAUGGAAAUUUGGUUUAUUAGAAUCACCAGAAUUAGAUGUAUUCAAUGAUGAAGAGGAAUUUUUCAAUAUUUUACAUUGUACACAAAAUAGUCAUCAUAGUCACGUUCAUAACAGUAAUGAAUAUGGUAUUCAUUUGGCAUAUGGUGAAUAUUGUGACAAAUCGAUUAUUGAUAGUUUAAACAAGUUAUUGACUAGUUUAAUGACAAAACAAUCCGAUUAUCAUGAUAAUAAUUUGCUCUAUGUUGACCGUCAACCAGCGGACACUGAAACUGUCGAUGAUGACGACACUGAGUUUGUGACAUCAAAACGUCAUUCUAAAUAUCGUCGAAUUGAUCAAUCAGUGCAUUUAAAUAAUACAACAAAAAUGAUGAAAACAUCAAAGAGCACACAUCAAUAUUGUUUAGAUCCUUGUUGGGUAUUGUUUGCGAAUUGUCUUCUGGAACAUGGUUGUAUGAAUGUGUUGAAGAAUAUCGAUCGUUUAUUAUUACCAAUUGGACAAGAAUCUUUGAUCGUUUUCAAAUUUAAACAUAGUUGGUUAUGGUUACGUUUUUGUCGAUUGAAAUCACGUUUUGAUAAACUGACUAAUGGAUUAUUUGCACUGAAAUUAUCAUCCACUCAUGAAAUGCAGGCGAAUUUAUCGAAUUCCAUCGUCUAUGAUGAUGAUCAUCAUACAAACAGAGAAAGUAGAAGAAGAAUUUUACCGGAUUUAUUAGAAUUAGGGUGUACAGUGAAUCAAAUUCAACUACUGGCAAAUUUAGCUAAACAUUGGUUCAAUGAGAAAAAUGCUCAUUUCACCAAUUAUAAUAAUAACACCAAUAACAGCAAUAAUAAUAAUUCUAAAUCGUCAUCUAAACAUCAUCCUAUAGAAUUCAGUAUAAGAAAAUAUUUAUCCUAUACAAAGCUGGUAAUUUUCUUAAUGCGUUUAGGUUUAUUGCCACAAUCCAAUAUGGACAAUAAAUUCUCUACAGAUUUCUCUAAUCAGAUAAAUAGUACAGUUCUCUUACCAUAUAAUUCAUCAAUGCUAACUGAAACUAUUUCUGAAUUACAAUAUACACUGUGUCAUUCACACGAUUCAGAUCUGAAUUUGGGUAGUAAUCAAGCGUAUCGAUUGUCAGUAAUUAGUAAACACAUUCUUUAUAGUGCACUUCAAUCACCAGUAAACAACAAUCUCGAUAAUCAUAAUCAUAAUAAUAAUGAGAUUUUCGAUAUUUGGAAAGAACAAGAACAUUUGACGCCAUCACUGUCGACAUCCACAGUGAAACCGUCGAACUCCUCAACAUCUGACCAUCAUCGACAUCCGACUACAACAGAUAAUAGUCAUCAUGAUGUUGAUGAUGAUGAUGACGAAAUGAUACCGAAUUGGUUGAAUUAUCCACCGAAAUAUUUACAAUCAGUGUGUGCUCUAUGGCAAUUACCAUGUAAUGAACAGAUUAAAAAGUGCCGGCUAAUUUUAUUGGGAUUUAUAUUAUGUGAUGUAGCUAUGUCGAAAUUGUUGAUUCAUUCAAGAAGUGUUCAUGAUCAUCAGUUGAAUGAUGCUGUCGAUUGUGAUGUAAAUAUUGAUGAAGAGGACAAUACGACGACCGCUACUACUACUCCUACUACUGAUGAUCAGAAUGUUAGUAGUAGUAAUGACAAGGUGCAUACUGGUCAAUUGAUUGACAAUGUAAAGAGUUGUACAGAUUUCAAUAAUUUACAAGGAUUACAAUUGUGUCGUUAUGUAAUGUCGUUAUUUAUUAAACAAUUUCCUUCGGUCUAUUCUCUUAUGCCUACAAUUAUAUCACUUUGGCUUAUGGAUCGUGGUUAUUUUAAAGCAUCUAUUUCAUCACAUAUUAUCGCGUACAUUAUGAAUUCGCCUGAAACACAAUUCACAUCUUCUUAUCAUGUGUACUGUGAUUUAUUUCCAAAUCAAAUUAAUUUACUAAUCCGCUUAUUCAAUGCUCACGGUCGGUCAGAUUUAAUACCGGAUCUAUUGAAACAUUUAACCAAUGGUCGGAAUAAUGGCCGCCAUUCGAAAUUGCCACCAUCUUUUUUUCAACAAUUAUUCACCAGAAAUGCCAACAUCAACACUGCCACUUUGAAUCAUGAGUACACAUUGAAACCAAUGAAACCAAUUGGUGCCCCAUAUUUAGCUUUAUCAAAAUUACGUCAUUUAAUACGUAAAAUGAAUCGAUUACAUAAUCAAACACCAUUACCAACGAACAUGUUAAAUUCAGUGGAUAAAUUAGCUCAUGACUCGUUUAUACAAUUUGUUGAAAUGUGUCGACGCGCUGGUCGUUUAAAUGAUUUAAUUAGUUUAGGUUUAAAUAAUUGGGAAGCUAAAAUUCUAUAUGAUUAUUAUGAAAAAAUUGAACAACCUAGUGUAUUGAUACAUUGUUUAAUUGCACGUUCACAAUAUCAGACUGCAAUGGAACUAUUCAAUAAUUAUUCACGUCGAAUUACAUCAUAUCAUAAAACAGGACAAUAUCAUGAUACGACUAUGACUACUAAUCCUGCUACUACUCAUGAAUCAAAUCAACACUCUCAGCUGGAAUUAAUGACUCAGCUAAUAAAUUCAUGUUUACCAUUGCUGAAAACAACACAUGAUUCGCAUCAUAAAAAAUCAAUACUUCCAUUGACCAAUAAUCGUCAUAAUGCAGAUUAUUAUUUUAAAACAUUAACCAAUGACAAUAUUGUAUAUUUAGAUGAUGAUUAUGAAACAAUGUCUGAUUCAUCUUCAUUUAUUCGUGACGACGACAAUGAUGUGGAUGAGGUGGAGAUGCAGGAGGCGGACAUGUUCGAGUCCAUACAUCGUCAUCAACGUGAUCAUCGUGUUCGACGUGGUCAUCGUCAACCGCCAUCAUCAUCAUCAUCCUCAUUCAUACAAGCAGGUGGUGAUCACGUGAACCCUGAUGAUGGUCACAAUGUCAAUGAUGAUGUAGAUGGUGAUAGUGACGAUGUUGAUGAGGAUGGACAUUUCAUUGCUUAUAAACAGACGACACCAUUGAUUAUUGAUUUAAAAAAGCCAAAUUCAAAAAAACACGCUACAUCAUCUUCACAAGCAUCAUCAUCGUCACUGUUAUUAUCCAAUAAAUAUCCAUUGAAUCGCUUCCUUGAUAAUCCAUAUUCUUCACAUGAUCACAGCAGGAUGGGAGAGAAUGAUGAUGAUGAUGAAGUAACAACUUUACGCAAGAAUCAUCGUAUUCAUAAAUCGAAUUCAUGGUUAUUAGCUACAAAUAAAAAGCAUAGACAAGAAUUUUGGAAUACAUUUAAAGAAUUACAAGAUUUGAAUGAAAGUUGUGGUCUACACUCGAAUAGUUGGUUAAAUGAUAAUCGAUGUCGUUUGACCGAUUUCACUCAUACUUCUACUAAUGCUACAAUAAAAACACCGCCAACACUGACACGAUUCACCAGGAAACGUACAAUCUCUACAAAACAUAAUGAUGCUGAUGAUGUUGAUGAUGGUGAUUUGAAUAAAUAUUUAUUAAAAUGUAUUUAUACUCCACCAUCUUGUGGACGUAAACAAAUUCAUGUAAAUACUGUGACAAAUCGUCUGAUUCCAUCCACAUCAUCAUCAUCAUGUUCAUUGUUCAAUAAUUCACUAUCAAGUCCAUCAAAUCAAAAACCAAUUUCUAUAUUAAAAACUAGACUGUGUGUACCAAAUAAAGAGCUGCCUGUUGUUUCAACAACAACCACAAUAAAGAGUGAUAAUUCUAUCAAACCACCACCAUCGCAUGUUGUCGUCUCAUCAACAUCGUCAUCAUCAUCAACUACAACAUUAUUGUCAACUUCAUUAAAUCCUAUCAUAUCGACAACAGUAGGCUGUUGUUCAACACUUCUUCUACCAAUUAUCAGUAGUUCUAAUAGUAGUAUCGAUAGUAAUACAUCGAAACUAUUCACGAAACAAGAUCAUUUAAACAUUGAACCAGUGGACAGUAAAGCAGACAUGGACAAUAUUGAUAGUGAUGAUCAUGAUGGUGACAAGGAGGUUGAUAGUGAAAACAAUGAUCACAACAUGAGUGAUGAUUGUGAUGUCACUUUGAAUUUGUCAACAAUUCGACCAAGUGAGAUAUUUCAACAUAAACUACAUGAACAUGUUAAUCCGCCGAAUGAAUUCACCUUUUCCGCUCCACGUCGUAUUUCGCUGACAUCAUCAAAUACACCAAUCAAUAAUAAAUCUAUUGAAAAGAAUGAAUUCUUAUUCUCUGCGCCGUUAGUAAAUAAAACACUUAGACCAGCAAUUCAAUCCACGACUGAUGAUGUGAAUGUUGACAAGAAUACAGUUGUGUCAUUAAUCUCAGUGGAUGAAUCAAGUCGAUGCUCUAAUCUUAAGGACAAUAUUAAUCAACAUUUUGACGAUGCUCCUGUUAGUAAUGAUCAAAUGGAAACGAUGGAAACUGUCGAUCAAUAUUCCAUUGAUGACCGCGACAAUUCGACUUCACUUACUAAAGCGCCAAUUUUUACACCACCAAAAUUACAAGAUCCCUCAGUGACUAUUUCAAAUCAUCCUAUUGAUACUAAAGAAACUAUUCAUGAUCAUGAUGAAGAAAUUACUCCAAAAAUCACGUCGACAAAGUCACGUAGUAGUAGAACAACACGUGAUCGAUCGAGUCGUGUAAAAACCACUUCUACGCAUUCAUCACAAUUAACUACAGAAGCUAUUUUAGAACAUUUAGAUCGUCUGCAUCAAGAACGAAAUCAUCAUCAUCAUCAUCAUCGUCAUCCGAUUGAUAUGGAUGAUCUUGAUGAGACAUCAUCUGUGACUAGUUCAAUGACUGAUUCAUCUGAGACUGUACGUCGUUCAACUAGACGUGUUCGACCACCGAAACGUUAUGAUUCUUCGGCUGUUUAA